This is a messenger RNA of Elgaria multicarinata webbii, 3230 nucleotides long. RefSeq names its product transmembrane protein 86A (gene TMEM86A). The record is from RefSeq and is a predicted model, not a curated record. Bases 159 to 872 code for a protein of 237 amino acids. The transcript is spliced from 3 exons. Lineage: Eukaryota; Metazoa; Chordata; Lepidosauria; Squamata; Anguidae. Gene Ontology annotation, cellular component: membrane. Gene Ontology annotation, molecular function: hydrolase activity.
UCACGGCGUUCUAAAAAAGAACCGAGAAAACAAUCGGCAUUGAGAAAAAUAGAUACACUCUGAUCCUAUUUAAAGGGGAAGGCUCUGGGCACCCCGGAGUCAGAUCCAGCUAUAUAAACAAAGGCGAAGGACUGCAGAGAGAAAGCUGUUAAGUAAACAUGGUGUCGCCGGUAACAGUGGUGAAGAGUGAAGGUCCUAAGCUUGUGCCCUUUUUCAAAGCCACCUGUGUCUAUUUCGUCCUUUGGCUGCCGACAUCCAGCCCUUCCUGGUUCAGCGCCCUCAUCAAGUGUCUGCCUAUCUUCUGCUUAUGGGUCUUCUUGCUGGCACAUGGGAUCAAUUUUCUGAUGGCCCAUCGCAGCCCAUCUAGAAUUUUUGCUGGUUUGAUAUUCUCAGCUGUAGGAGAUGCGUUCCUCAUCUGGCAAGAGCAAGGCUACUUUGUUCACGGUUUGCUGAUGUUUGCCAUCACACACAUCCUAUAUUCCUUGGCAUUUGGGAUGAAGCCUUUAGACCUGAAAGCUGGCCUUGUGAUGGUCCUGACGGGCAUUUUCUGCUACAGCUUCCUGUAUUCCUACCUCUCGGGCCCAUUUACCUACCUGGUAGCUGUCUAUGUUGUCUUGAUUGGCUUCAUGGGCUGGCGGGCCAUGGCCGGCAUGCAGCUGUGCAACGACCUUUGGACUUGGACCAAACUCUCAGCUUGCAUUGGCUCAGUGCUCUUCAUAGUAUCAGACAUGGCCAUCGCUGUCAACAAAUUCUGCUUUCCUGUGCCCUACUCACGGGUCAUCAUCAUGGCCACUUACUAUGCAGCUCAGAUGCUCAUUGCCCUUUCUGCUGUGGAGAGUAGAGAUGAAGAGGUCUUCAGAAAGGGGAAGUAGACGGCGAUGAUGCCAGCUGACUCUCAAACUUUGCAGUGGGUGCUGUACCAGCAUUCAUUCCCAAGGGCAUCUCUGACUAUUAAGGCGAAUUAACAAUUGCAGAUCUUGCUUCUUCAAAGCAUUUUUUGUUAGUAUUUAGCUGGCUCUCCUCAAGUUCAGUUUGUUGGAGUGCGGAAGCCACGCUGGAAGUUUAGAGUGUUCUUACAGAACCUGCUGUCUGACAUUUUCCACCUUGGAAGUUUUGGGAGGCAUCUCUAAUACUUUAUUGGUAUAAUACUGAAGCUGGUGCUGAACAUUCCGGAUGGAGAAGUCUCAUUUAAAAACAAUGGUGUAUUUUUGUUUUGUUUUUUGGGGUAAGUUGUUGGCUGGAAAGUAUAUUGGGUUUUAAGAGCCUUUAACUCUGAAUGUGUCAAGUCAUGUGAAAACAACCCUUGGCGAUGUCUGUCGAAACCCCAUCUUUGUGUGCUUUGCAGUACAACUGUGAAAUAAUUGUGUGUCUCCACAAGGAAUCCCCAGGGCCCAAAUAAUACAACAGGAUGCAGGAGCACUUAUGGGAGUUUGAAUGGUUAGUAAAGCUUGCGCUAUCCCUGGGAGAAACCCGUCUGAAUGCCAGAUUCACACAACCAUGUAUUGGAGGCCAUUCAAAGCCUUUCUUCUGAAUGUGAAUCCUGCAGAGCGCCCGUUGUUCUGCAGACUUAAAAGCAACAACAGAAUGCAACAAUCUUCUCAGGCUUGCAGAGGAGGAGGGGGGAUCUGGAAAUGAAAAUGUUGAUUUUAAAACAAAAAGCAGAUAAUGAUCUAUGGUUAAUCCACUUUUCUAGCAGACCAUUUCCAGCUUGCAUAAUCUCCGGCUAAAGCACCAAAACAUGGAACGGAAAAACAUCCAAAUGUUCUCGAAGUUGAAGUCACCAGCUGCUUUGUUGGCUGAAUUCACUGGCCAAGAAAACGAUCUGCUUGUCAGCCCUGCUGUCGUUGCUGUGUCAGGAUGAUGUGGGAAGAACUUGGAGCCAUCUUUUUAUCUUCCCACCACCCUCUCCAAAAUCCCAAAUGAAAUCAAUGUAUUGAAAGAGGAAGCAUUGGCAGUGAUGCACACUACAUUAUAGGUGCUCUGCUCACUGUGAACAAGGGCCACGCCAUGGAUCCCUAACAAACAUUAGCAAGUCAGCAUUUCUGCUAUGAACUUGGUGGAUUAUCAGGGAACAGUAUUUAUUUACAUUGAAGCCUAGCGGCUUCCAUGUAUUUGCGCAUGUGUCUGUGUGUACCUGUCUCGUGUGCACAUGACUAUCGAGUUAUUUUCCCACCACCUCCAGCCAGAGCUGUGGAGUCUGCAGGUGCCUUCAUCCCUACAGCUGCAACGCGGGUCAUGCCUAUUACCUAAGUGCUAAGAGACCAAUCAGUAUCCCACCCUCCUAAGAUAUUCAUUCAUGUUCAUUGGGCAGCACUGAAUUACUAUGGAUCAGACUGGGAGGGAAGUGCAGUUUGGAAAAGUUUCAUGUCAGCAGUUUUCCUAUGAUGAUGAUGAUGAUGAUGAUGAUGUGUCAGGUUGCAAAACAGGGCUCAGUUGACCCACAUUGCAGUUGUCAGGGUGAAGACGCUGGAUCCAUGUCCUCCUGGUUGUUUGUGAAACUUUGUGGGGAAAGACAUCUUACUUAUUAACCACAAUGUGUUUUUUUUCGUAGUUUACUUCUCUUCACAAUCAUUACAGUGUUUAAGGGAUCAAUCCUAUGCACGUUUAGACAGGAAAAAAGUCCUACAACUCCCGGCAUUCCUCAGCCAGUUAUGCUCACUGGGGAAUGCUGUCUAAAUAUGUGUAGGAUUGCACCCUGUGCCAUUUGAAUGUUUAUGUCCUUUUGGCCUGAACAGUUAGAAAAUACAACACACUGUUAGAUUCUCUCUCCUGCAUUGUUUCUUUAGAACCUUGUUCUUACUUGUGAAACUUAGCUCUGCGGCCCUUUUAUAAAAACUUAGAAAAAGAGAACCUGACGAAAAGAGCCUGAGUUUUUCUGGAAAGGCAAUUCUUAAGCAGGGACAUCUCUAAAGAAGUAUUCAACAUAUUCCAGGUAGUUUGCAUUGUUUUCCGGUUAAUAUUCAAAGUCUAGCUAGGGAAUGUUUUCUUAAUUUCCAUUGUUGAACACCUCACACCAUCAGGAAAUUCUUUCUAAUUUUUAGUUGAAAUCCCUUUUCUUAUAACUUGAACCCAUCAAUAUGGUCCCACCUUCUGGAGCAACAGAAAAUAACAUUUGCUCUGUCAUCUGUGUACCAGCCCUUCCAGUAUUUGAAGAUGUCUCUUGUAUUGCCUCUUUGGGUACAAUCCUGUGUAUGUUUAGACAGAAAAAAGUCCUACAACUCCCAGCAUUC